Schistosoma bovis is the source of this 3358-nucleotide messenger RNA. The record is from the annotation of a GenBank genome assembly. NCBI's taxonomy places the organism in Eukaryota, Metazoa, Platyhelminthes, Trematoda, Strigeidida, Schistosomatidae.
GUCAUUUGCCGUAAACCGACAUGUUCUAAUCAGUAUGUCGAGUUCGGUAGCACAUAUUAUUUAGUGGAGGAAUUUUCAGCGCUUUAAAUUCAUUCAGAAGAAUUACCAAAACUUUUAAAUCAGAAGGCGAAUACAAUGACGAUCUUGGCGCUCAGUAACUUUCUUAUGAAUACUUUUUAAAACGGGGUGAUUUGUUUAAAAAGGAGUAAUGAAAUAUCAUAGGCUGUUACAAUAGUUUUACCUUACUCUGCAGUAGGAUAUAAUUGCAACCAUGUAAGAUAUAGUUGUGUGUAUAUUCUCUGUGGGUAGCAACUCGGGAUUUUCGAUUUUCUACUGAUUGAGACUUUACAAAUAUGUGACUUUCUAAAUUAUGAGUGGAUCAAAGUUCAAAAUUCUGAUCUACUUAUCGGGAAGGUGAAUGCUUAACUAAUAAUCUAUGUAAACGCACGAACACUAUUAGUGGGAGUAGUGCAAUUAACUUUCAUACCUAAUGGGGAAUUUGUAAAUCUAGUCUAGUGCACACAAGCCUAUAUCUAGCUGUGUUCAUCACACUUUUCUUCAUCUCAAUAUUCUGUGUGCUUCAUAUUUUACAGGAUUGUUAAUGACAACGAUGAUGCAUAAUUCAUACAAGUCAUCAUCUCAGUUCAAAACAUCUCUUGACAACUAUCCAGAAUUACAAACAUAUCAAGCAACGCCUGAAGAAAAAUGCAAGACUAUCGUCAACUCAAUAUUCUAUUUGCUGAUUACAAUUCUGAUUGGAGUACCUUUAUGGUGGAAAACUACUACACCAUAUCACGCUUCAUUGCCUUAUAAUGAGAUUCAAAUAUUAAGCUCGCGUAAAAUUGAGAUAACUGUACCAAUCAAUGUGCUCAAUUUUCAUGCUGAACUUGAUGAUCGAAGUCUACACCAAAUCAGUGAAAUAUUUACCCGUUUUAAUUUGGAGCAGCAAGCAUUUACGAUGACAGAUGGCUCUGAUGAAAUUUUAAUGAAUUAUCAUGUAAAUACCAGACAAAUGAUGAAUCAUUUAGAAAUCCGAACAUAUACAAAGUCGCUUUCAAAUGAUAUUCUUAGCUUUUGGUUAACAUUUGAAAAAAAAUUAAGCUUAUUGAAUGCUUUCGAUAUAAAAGAUACUUCGAAGAGCUUUGAAAACGAUCAUCUUAUUGAACAAAGAAGAAACAGCAGUUCAUCUGUUUAUCAUUUUCUAUUAUUACCAAUGGUCAAUAUUGAUAAUUUAUGGUUAGAGGGGAUGAAUUUUAACAAAUCUACUACAUCAAUGAAACCAUUUUCAAUUAUUAGAAAUUUAUUACAUUUGAAUUUAAUCUACAUUUUUAUUCCACCGACAAUUAUGUCAAGUGAAAAUAGUCAACUUCCAGAGGUAUUAGCAUUACAUAUAAAAUAUUUAUUAGAUAAUGUUUUGAUACAAACCAAUCAUCUUAUGAAACUUGUACGAAAAUACGAUAAUCCUGCAAAUUUGUCUUCUGGUCAGUACAAUCAAAUCUCGAAAAUUAUAGAUAAACCAUUGUCUGUAUCUAGUAUGUACGAUGUAACUGUUACAGUGCUUACACUCGAUGAUUCUGUUUCACAAUUAGUAGAAGAAUCUAAUGAAAUAUCGGUUUGGACUAAUGAAAUGUUGAUAAAUCCUAUACCAUGGUUAAAAGCACACGUAGGAUCAGCUUUUAAAAAUUGGUCGCCUUUUGUUCAAGUCGAUUUCUAUUCACAGAGACUUUAUGGAGUUAGUGCUGAACUGUUGAAAAAAAGUCAAUUGUCAAAAACCGGAAACUAUACAUUUUAUUCUCAAGGUGAUAUAUCCAAUCUGAUUAAUUAUUUAGAAUCAUUUUUGGGACCUCCUCAAACAGCGUAUGCAGAUAAUCUCGAUGUGGCUCGUUCUAAUCCAGGUCUACAUCUUUUUUUGUUAUUAAAUACUUUUAAAAGAAAUAAUUCACACGGAGUUGACUGUCCCUUACCUUUAAGAUUUCAUAUAUCAUCAUAUUCAUCUGUAGUAAUAACCGACUAUGCACUUGUACCUCAAUGGGGUGGUCUACUUUCUAUUGAUGCUUCUGAUUGUAUGACAAGGACUGGAUCAACCAAGAUGAUUGCACAAAAAAUUAUUUAUGUGAUACGUUCAAUAUUAGGUUUUCCACAAAUCAAAGAAAUGUAUUUUGAUCGGGAUGAGGAUAAUAGUCACACCUAUCAUAUUCAGUCUAACAUGGACUUAAAUGGUCAAACAACGAAUUGGGAGGUUGACUAUGAAGUGUACUCAACAUGCACUACCUAUCAGACAACUUACAUUUUCUGUCGGUAUAAUUGGUAUUUAUGAACUACUUUAACUCAUCAGUUGCCUAGACAGAAAGCCAAUCACCUUCCUCACAAAAAACGACAUAUUGAAUUUCGCUUCGGAAUCUUGAAGCAACUCAAAAUUUUUUGGGUUCAUAGAUAAUCUGUUGAAUAUACCUUAUAAGUUCAAUCCUUACAGAAGAAUAUUCUUCAAUACAGAAAUAGAUGAGCAGUCAUCCGACUACUUAUUUCCAUGAGUCUAUGCAGACUGCAGGAACUUGUGUGAUUUCUUGGGAGGAAAGUCAUGAUCCCUACAUGAAUCUUAUAGGUAUGUUCAGUGAAUUUGUUUUUUUACUGGCCUACAUGCAGUCUCAGAGUUCAAAAGCUCGUUUUUAUCAUGUUUCGUUAUUAUACCUUUUAGUAACUUCUAUCUGUUACCGUCUUCACUUAUUAUGUUCUAUCGAGUACUGUGCACAAGUUCACUUCAUAACAUGCCUUAAAAACUUGUAAGUUUCUUAGGGCUUCAUAGCGAGUUCAAAUCUUAGUGAAUCACAUGACUAGGACAUGUCUUUUAAUUUUGUUUGUUUACAGCUUAACUUGUGGUUUCUUCGACGAACUAUUGAAUGUCUUACUGAGACUAAACGAACUAUUGAAUCAUUAAUAAACAUACUACAACGCCUUCCAAACAUGAUUAUACGAGAUGAUGUUGCUAAUGAAGUAUAUCAUUCAUGUUCGAAUUGGUCAUUAGCUCUUGAUAAUCUCAAAAAACCAGAUGAAAUAAACAAUUCAGCGUCGUCACACAACGAGAUUAUGUGCUCCUUUGGUGUUACAUUCCAAUAUGCACAUAAUGCUUUAAUUUCUUCAAAUGGCGCGUUUUUCGACCACAGCCUGCUUGGUCUUUUAUAUUUCGAGGAUGACCAAAAAUAUGGUAUUUAUACGCCGCUUUUCGUACCAAUUGGUUUCGCCUUAUUCCUGUCAACGUAUCGAACAUUUAAACUAGUAUUCCGUCACAAAAACUAAUAGGAAACAUUUUUUAUUUUAUAAUAUUUGUUCGUACCGGUAAAAAUAAAGUAUCUAUACAACU